CACUGGCUAUCCGGUGCCCGUCGUUGAGCCUGUGGCUUCGCGCACGUCGGGCAUUCCCCGGUGCCCGUUUGUGUCCGGCUCGCUGGGCGCUCCCUGCUGCCUCCCCGGUCAGCGGGGAGGUGGCGAGCGUUCCCAGGACCCCGGGGACCUCGAUACUUUCUUCCUUCCCGUCAGGCAGCGCUAGGGUCAGGCGGGCUGCGCGCGCAGCCGCCGUCGUGAAGGCCCUGGCAGGACCCCGGCGCUGCUGAGGCGGCCGGAGAGGGAGCGGGAGCCGAAGCCCGAGUGGGAGGCGUUGUCGUCGACGUUGCUGUCGUCGGCGUCGGCGUCCGGGCGGGGGCGCGGCGAUGUGGUGGGGCGAGGGGCCCGGCGAGUGGCAGACGCUGGCCUGGGAGCUGCUGGGCGCCUCGGCUGUGGUGCUGCUGGUCCGCUGUCUCGUUCGUCUCCGGGAGCAGUGGCCAGGGGCGGUCGGCCGAGGCCGCGGCAACCUCUUCCUGGGCUCCGGGCCGGGCCUCGACCCCGGCUCUGACUGCAGCCCAAGCCCGCACCUAGGCCCGGCCCCAGGCUCCGGCGCCGUCCCCAGUCCGGUCCCCGGCCCUGCAUCCCCGGCUCUCAGCGGCCGCCGCUCAGGUAAACUAUCAAUGGAUGUUAUUUUGGCCAGAUUGAAAGAUCUGAACCCAGAUGAUCUUAGAGAAGAAAUUGUCAAAGCAGGACUCAAAUGUGGGCCUAUUACAUCAACAACAAGAUUCGUUUUUGAAAAAAAACUGGCUCAGGCUUUGCUGGAAAAACAAGGAAGAGUUGAACUUUUUUCAUCCCCUCCAGAUCAAGCUUCAGAAAAUGUUGCUAUUAAACCAACAGAAACAAAACAGACUUUGAAAUCUACUGUGGUAAACCCAGCAAAGCAUACCAGUUUGUCUGAAGACAGAGAUUUUGGUUAUAAUAUGGGUUUGAAUCCUCCAGAAGAGGAUGCUUUAAUUCAUAAGACCUGUUCUAUGCCACUUGGUGGAAUGGCUGAUACUGACUCACAGAAAGCUAUCUCAGUGCCGUCCAAAGAUCCUCCUCUGUACUAUGGAGUAUGUCCAGUUUAUGAUGAUGUCCUAGCAAGAAAUGAAAGGAUUCAUGUCUAUGAGGAUAAGAAAGAAGCUUUGCAAGCUGUUAAAAUGAUCAAAGGGUCUCGAUUUAAAGCUUUCUCAAACAGAGAAGAUGCUGAGAAAUUUGCUAAAGGAAUCUGUGAUUAUUUUCCAUCCCCAACCAAAACAUCCUUUCCUCCCUCUCCAGUGAAAACGGUGCCAUUUUUUAAUCAAGAUGGUUUAUGCUCACCUGAGUCAGAAUCAGUUAACAAAGAGCGAGCAAACAGUUUUAAAAGUCCUCGUACACAAGACCUGACUUCCAGACUCCGAACAGCUGUGGAGAAGGGAGAUGAAGCUGCGUUUUCAGAACUUAUCUGGAAUAACCCCCGCUAUCUAAUUGGUUCUGGGGACAACCCAACAGUAGUACAGGAAGGAUGUAGGUACAAUGUCAUGCAUGUGGCCACCAAAGAGAAUCAGGCUCGUAUGUGCCAAUUGAUUUUAGACACUUUGGAAAAUCCUGAAUUUAUGCGACUUAUGUACCCGGAUGAUGAUGAGGUCAUGUUGCAAGAACGUAUUCGAUAUAUUGUUGACCUUUAUCUUAACACUCCUGAUAGAAUGGGAAAUGAUACUCCUUUGCAUUUUGCUUGCAAAUUUGGGAAUGCAGAUGUGGUCAAUGUACUUGCUUCACACCCUGGUGUUAUAAAAAAUCCCAGAAACAGACAUUUACAAACUCCUGAAGAUGUAAUUUGUGAAAGAAGUAAAAAUAAGUCUGCAGAAUUAAAGGAACGAAUCAGAGAAUAUUUAAAAGGUCAUUAUUAUGUGCCUCUCCUGAGAGCAGAAGACAAUUCCUCUCCUGUGAUUGGGGACAUCUGGACUCCUGAUCAGGCAGAUGGGCGCCCUCACACAUCAAUACCCCGAUUUGCGAACAGCCCAAAAGAUCCUGUUCUGAGUGUGAGAGCUUUUGCAGGGCCAUUGAGCCCAUCCAAGGCAGAAGACUUUCGUAGACUUUGGAAGACUCCACCUAGAGAGAGAGCUGACUUCUUUCAUAAUGUCAGAAAAUCUGAUCCAGAAAGAGGUGUUGAAAGAGUAGGAAGGGAGUUAGCCCAUGAACUGGGAUUUCCAUGGGUUGAAUACUGGGAAUUUUUGGAUUCUUUUCUUGAUCUAUCUUCUCAGGAGGGCCUACGAAAACUAGAAGAAUACCUUGGUCAACUUGAAAUGAGCAAAAAAGGCCACCAAGAAACAGGAGAAAAUGAGACUUGUAACAGACCUAAAACUUAUAAUACUUCUGGCAGAAGUAAAAAAUGCAGCAACUCCAUCUCUGUGGGAGCAUUUCUAGAUGAAGAAGAUGACAUGAGCCUAGAAGAAAUUAAAAACAGACAAAAUGCAGCACGGAAUAACUGCCAGCCACUUGUUUCCCAAGAGCCUACCAUUGGUGCUUUUGGAGACUCACCAUGUGAUAUUCUGUCCAUGGAACACACAGCAAAAGUAAUAGAUACAUCACACCCACCUGGCAGACACUAUGAGAAGGGGGGUUCUUCCAACAGAAAUGGGUUCUGUAGUCCUGUUACUCAAGACAGGAUCAUCAGCAGGGAAAGGCAAAAGUCACAGAGUGGGCAGGAGGGUUUUUUUUCUCCUGUCUCCAAUUUAAUGACAGAAUUUGACAAACUAACAUUGCAAGAUGAAGAAAAUGGUUUUUUUGAGAAAACAAACCAAGUUAUGGCAAAAACUGAUGAUGAGAGAAUUCUGACUUCAGGAAUGAAUCAAGUCAGAAUUUCCAGAGACCAGGGAGAUAAAAUCUGUGCAAAUCAGAUAAAGGAAAACUACUUGUUAGAAGAAGAUGCUACUGUGGUGGGCAAGUCUGGAAAUGGCAAAAUAAGGACAGGAAAAGGAACGUCACCUGGAAUCGAUAGAUUGUUUUUGGAUCCCGGUGCCCAAGAUGGAGGGUCACAGCUUUGUGGGCAGGCUCACUUGCCGCCUGGCUUUUCUCUCUUAUCUUCAGAGUCUCCUUCUCCAAGACUCUUUACCAAGAUUCCACCUCCAAAUGAAAGAGCCAAGAGAUUCUUUCUUCAAGGGGAAGAGCCAACCAAACUGGACCGGGAUGUUUUAGCAGCUCUAGAACGUGUUGACAUUGACCCUCAGAAAUACCCUGCUAUCAGCAAAUGGAAGAAUACUGUGCAGUCCUUUUCUGCUUUAGAAAGGCAAAGCUGGCCAAGCCCUGCGUUGAAAGGAAAACUCAAAUCCCAGUGUUCAACUCUGGGUUCACCUCGAAGCUCUGUGUGUUCCAGUCCUGGAAAAUAUGGCAAUUCUUCGUGUUCACCUAGUUUGGGGAGCCCUGGACGGUACAGCCCUGCAUAUGCAAAUUUCGUAUUAAAGUUAGGUCACCCUCCUGAGCCACCUGCCCUGUAGAAGAUGAGUGUUUCUUCUGGGGACCCCAUUUAAUUUUUAUUUUUUGUUUGUUUGUUUAAAAGUGGGGAGGCACAUAGAAGAAAGUUUUGUUGAAAUAACACAAAAGAAUGUAUUCUGGUUAUUUAUUAAUCCUCGUUUGAAGAGGACAAAUGUACAAUUUUUUAAAAAAUGCAAAUAUAUAUUGUUUAUUAUCCCAGUUAAAUUACUGUUACUUUGUGAGAGUUAACAAAGUGUUAACUCAGAGAAAAAUUUUUAAGUAUUCCUUUGUGGUAAAGCAGUGACAAAUCCAGGCCGUCUUAAUUAGAGAUUCUUAUUAAAAAUGAGGAUCUUUAUAAUAGAACAAUAUGAUCAUCCAUUUUACCCUGUGUUGGGUGAGGUACAGGUUCACCCUGACAAAGAGCAGCCAUGUAUCGAAGCAGGUGACUGAAUGUCAGGGAGUCGAGUGCACUUAAGAGUUAGCCAUCCCCUAACUCUGAAACUUGCACCAGUACACAGUUUGUUAGGUUUUUACUUUAUUUUAUUCAUAAAAAGGAAAAGUUUGGUAACUUUUGGGCUUCGAGUUUUCAUUACAUGAUGGAUGGACAGAAACAUCCCUCUGGCUAACUAAUAUCACUCCAAACUGGCUUGAAGAAAAUUGUGUUGAGGAUGCUAAACAAAAACCUGUUACAAUUCUUUCUUUUUCUUGUAAACAUCAGCGUUGGAGAUGCUGAUAAUUUUGAUUCACUGGGAGCAUUAAGAAAGUUGACUUGAAGACAACAACUGGAUUUUCCCUAUGAGAAUUAAUGGCAGUGGUCACACCAAGAACAUUAGCAAUAACUUAGGGCCUUUCUGACCAGGCGGGGUCUCAUAGUCCAGGUUAGUGUGACCCCCUUCUUUGGGCCUAAAGAAAUCCCCAAACCACUUCUUUAGCUUGGAAGCUGCCUCAGAAGCCUGCAGUGGCAAAUGUCUCCUGUGCCUUAGCCUGGGGAAGACCACUGGCUUGUUUGGCAGAAGUGUGUGCACUGACUGCCAUAUGACAGGAGCACAGGAGCUAGGCCUUUCUCCCCUGGCUCAGACUUGAAAUGGGUGUAUAAAAGGUAUUUGUAGACAUCUCUUUACAGGCUUAGAAUCAGUAGGACACAAAUGGCACUUUAAUAACCUCUGAGGACUGGUGCUGUCACUGAGCAAGGCUCCCCAAGCAAGCUGUGCCCUCUUCUGACCAAGAUGGAGGCUGAAUAUGGCCUCCAGAAUUGCUCUUCAUGUUUCUGUCAGCUUAAUAGUGCCUUUUGUUAAAAAACAAACAAACAAAAAGUAAUUUUUUGACCUUCCUUUUUGAAGUGUAACUUGACAUCUUAAGUUUAAACACUUAAGAUGUUUAUUUCCUUUGUAGGAGUUUUUAAUUGAAAUAUACAUGAGAGGCUGUUACUUCUGCAUGGUGACUGGAGAAGGAUCUGAAUUUUGGAAUCAAGCUGUAGAUUGUAAAAUUGUAAAGAUAUUAUUACAGUUAUCAUUUAAUUUGUUGUGUACCAAAUAAUCUGGGCAGCAAGUAGGUGGAAGUCAUGUGUCCUCUUAAGAACAGAGCGUCAUUCUGAAUAGUAACAAAAUACUGUUACUGCAUUCACAGUGGAGGGAAAUUUCUCCAUCCUGAUUCCCUGUUACACUAGCCAGUAUACUAAGGUGUUUGUAUUAACUUUUAUUUUAUACAUAAACAUGGAAAUAAAAAUUACAGUGUCCAUUU
This is a messenger RNA of Dromiciops gliroides (monito del monte), 5190 nucleotides long. RefSeq names its product ankyrin repeat and LEM domain containing 2 (gene ANKLE2). The coding region runs from base 345 to 3473 and encodes 1042 amino acids. The transcript has 13 exons. Gene Ontology annotation, biological process: negative regulation of phosphorylation. Gene Ontology annotation, cellular component: endoplasmic reticulum. The record is from RefSeq and is a predicted model, not a curated record. Gene Ontology annotation, molecular function: protein phosphatase 2A binding. Lineage: Eukaryota; Metazoa; Chordata; Mammalia; Microbiotheria; Microbiotheriidae.